Messenger RNA from Chanos chanos (milkfish), 1746 nucleotides. It is a transcript of the gene wfikkn1, whose product is annotated as WAP, follistatin/kazal, immunoglobulin, kunitz and netrin domain containing 1. Bases 1 to 1746 code for a protein of 581 amino acids. Gene Ontology annotation, cellular component: extracellular region. Gene Ontology annotation, molecular function: serine-type endopeptidase inhibitor activity; receptor antagonist activity; transforming growth factor beta binding. NCBI's taxonomy places the organism in Eukaryota, Metazoa, Chordata, Actinopteri, Gonorynchiformes, Chanidae. The record is from RefSeq and is a predicted model, not a curated record. The transcript is spliced from 2 exons. Gene Ontology annotation, biological process: transforming growth factor beta receptor signaling pathway.
AUGGCGCUUAAAAGUCUUGUCCUUGGAAACGGAGGAUGGCUCUUACUGUUAUCCUGGCUUCUCUUUGGAGUUUUGCCUCCGCAGUGUUUGUGCAGCAGCGUUGCCGGAGCCAGCGCAGAGCAUCCCGGUGUCUGUCCAAACAAACUGAACGCCAACCUUUGGGUCGACGCUCAAAGCACCUGCGAGCGAGAAUGUCAGAGAGACGAGGACUGUGCUGGAUUUGAGAAGUGUUGCACAAAUGUGUGUGGGCUUCUCAGCUGCGUGGCUGCACGUUUCUCGGAUGGAACGCUGGCACAGGAGGACUACCAAUCAGGCGUGAAGACAGCAGGAGGGGCAGGGUCUGCAGCCAGCUGCCAGGGUUUUAUCUGCAGCCAGCAGGGGGCAGUGUGUGAUAUCUGGGAGGGCCAGCCCGUCUGUAAGUGCCAGGACCGCUGUGAGAAGGAACCUAGCUUCACCUGUGCAUCUGAUGGACUCACCUAUUUUAAUCGCUGCUACAUGGAUGCAGAGGCCUGCAUUCAGGGCAUCACCCUCACUGUGGUUACCUGCCGCUACCAUCUGGCUGGACCCCACACCAGUCCUUUACCCCAGGACACCACUGCUCAGCCAACCCCAACCUCAGCCCAAGGAAGUGAUCCCUCCCCCCCGACCCUCUACACCAACCCCUCACAUCAGUCUGUCUACCUCGGCGGCACUGUUACCUUCCAUUGUGAUGUCACUGGUCACCCUAAGCCGGAUGUGACCUGGGAGAAACAGGUGGAGCGUAAGGAGCGGAUUGUGAUGCGCCCUGACCAGAUGUAUGGCAAUGUUGUCAUCACCAACAUUGGGCAGCUUGUUGUUUACAAUGCUCAGGUGUGGGACACAGGUAUCUACACCUGUAUUGCCCGCAACUCUGCUGGGGUCUUACGAGCAGAUUACCCGUUGUCCGUCAUUCGACGCUCAGAUGAUGAUUUUUUUGAUGAGAUGGACAUUAGCCUCCCCAUGGGGAGGCCGUUUUCUCCAGCAGACUGCCUAGCAGAGGUUGACCGGCGACAGUGUGGCGAGACCAGUGUAGACUGGUACUAUAACAGCAAACUGGGAUCCUGUCAAGCCUUCUCUAAUGGUGGCUGUGAGGGCAGCAGGAACCGAUUUGAGACGUAUGAGGAGUGCCGCGCCUCCUGCCAGCGGGAAGGCAUGGGCCUUUGCUCCCUUCCCGCAGUGCAAGGUCCCUGCAAGUCUUGGCAGCCACGCUGGGCGUAUAACUCCUUGCUGAAGCAAUGCCAGGCUUUUGUUUAUGGUGGAUGUCAGGGAAACCUGAACAACUUCCGCAGCAAGGUGGAGUGUGAGGCGAUGUGCCCUCAGCCCAAGAGCCGCCCCUGUAAGGCCUGUCGACCCAAAGGCAGGGUCGUCCCCAGCUUGUGCCGCAGUGACUUUGCCAUUGUGGGGAAACUGACAGAACUGAUCGAGGAUCUGGACUCAGGCAUUGCCCGGUUCAGUCUGGAGGAGGUUCUGCGGGAUGAGAAGAUGGGUCUAGCACUGUUUAAGACUCGAUACUUGGAGGUGACCCUGGCCCGGAUGGACUGGAGCUGCCCGUGUCCCAACAUCACCCUGGAGGAGGGCCCCCUGCUGGUGAUGGGUGAAGUGCAGGAUGGCAUGGCCCUGAUUCAGCCUGACAGCUAUGUGCGGCCCAUCUCAGACCGCCGCCUAAGGAAGAUACAUGAGGUGCUGGGCAAGAGGACCUGUGAGAUGCUGCAGAGGUUCCAGGACUGA